This is a messenger RNA of Boleophthalmus pectinirostris (great blue-spotted mudskipper), 9309 nucleotides long. RefSeq names its product nardilysin a (N-arginine dibasic convertase) (gene nrd1a). Gene Ontology annotation, biological process: proteolysis. Lineage: Eukaryota; Metazoa; Chordata; Actinopteri; Gobiiformes; Gobiidae. Gene Ontology annotation, molecular function: metalloendopeptidase activity; metal ion binding. The transcript is spliced from 32 exons. The record is from RefSeq and is a predicted model, not a curated record. Bases 191 to 3448 code for a protein of 1085 amino acids.
CCCGGUAUUCACCCUAACGGAGGCCCAUCUGUCAACAGGGAGGAAGGGAGGGGUCUUCUUCACCAUAGCUCUGUUCAGACUGACCCGCUGCUCUGCCCUGAUCAGGACCUUCAUCACCCCAGCGCUCCAUCCUCUCCUCCUCGUCUCACCCCCCAGACCCAUAACCCCCCCUGCCCCUCUACUGUACAGGAUGCCCCGCCGGAACAAGUCCAGAAAUACCCCCGCCGCGGACUCCUCCAUCCAGGUCCAGACCGAAGCGGUGCCUGAACCAAGGGACGAGGAAGUCACGCCGGAGGAAGAGGAAGACCAGAAUGUAGGGGACAGCGAGAUCGUCAAGUCCCCCAGUGACCCCAAACAGUACAGAUACAUCGUGCUGGAGAACGGCCUCCGAGCGCUGCUUAUCUCCGACUACAGCGGCCCCGCGACAGAGCAGGAGGAGGAGGAGGAGGAAGGAGAGGAGGAGGAAGAGGAGGAAGAGGAGGACGAAGAGGACGACGAAGAAGAUGAAGAGGAUGACGACGAGGAUGAGGAUGGGAGUGAUGAAGAGGACGAGGAAGAAGAGGGGAAGAGGAAAAAGGGAAAUGCAGAAAAACAGUCUGCAGCAGCGCUCUGUGUCGGUGUGGGCAGCUUCUCCGAUCCUCCUGACCUCCCUGGCCUCGCCCACUUUCUGGAACACAUGGUCUUCAUGGGGAGCGAGAAGUACCCGUCUGAAAACGGCUUUGAUGCGUUCCUCAAGAAGCACGGAGGAAGUGACAACGCCUCCACCGACUGCGAGCGCACCGUCUUCCAGUUCGACGUCCAGAGGAGGAGCUUCAAAGAGGCUCUGGACAGGUGGGCCCAGUUCUUCAUCUGUCCUCUAAUGAUCCGGGACGCCAUUGACCGUGAGGUGGAGGCCGUGGACAGUGAGUACCAGCUGGCCAAACCCUCCGACUCGCACAGAAAGGAGAUGCUGUUCGGGAGCCUGGCCAAAGUGGACCACCCCAUGGGCAAGUUCUGCUGGGGUAACGCCCAGACUCUGAAGCACGAGCCGAAGAAGCAGAAGAUAAACGUGUACAAGCGUCUGCGAGAGUUCUGGGAGCAGCACUACUCGGCUCACUACAUGACCCUGGCCGUGCAGUCCAAAGAGAAACUGGACACGCUGGAGGAGUGGGUGAGAGAGAUCUUCUGCAAGGUGCCCAACAACGGUCUCUCAAAGCCCGAUUUCUCAAACAUGCUGGAUCCCUUUGACACUCCCGCGUUUAACAAGCUCUACCGAGUUGUUCCCGUUCGAAAAGUUCACGCUUUGAACAUCACUUGGGCCCUGCCGCCACAAGAAAAGUACUACCGAGUGAAGCCCCUCCAUUACAUCUCGUGGCUGAUUGGACAUGAAGGCACCGGCAGCAUCCUCUCUGUGCUCCGAAAGAAGUGCUGGGCUCUGGCUCUCUUCGGAGGAAACAGCGAAACGGGCUUUGACCAGAACACCACCUACUCCAUCUUCUCCAUCUCCAUCAUCCUCACCGACGAAGGCUUCCAGAACUUCUACCAGGUGACUCAGCUCGUGUUCCAGUACCUGAAGAUGCUGCAGACGCUCGGACCACAGCAAAGGAUAUACGAAGAGAUUCAAAAGAUAGAAGCCAAUGAGUUUCACUAUCAGGAGCAGAUUGACCCUAUAGAAUAUGUAGAAGAUGUGUGUGAGAACAUGCAGCUGUUCCCGAAGGAGGACUUCCUCACAGGAGACCAGCUCCUGUUCCACUACGAUCCAGAGGUGAUCAACGGGGCCCUCUCCCUCCUCACUCCAGACCGGGCCAACAUGAUGCUGCUGUCCCCAGAACACGAGGGCCGAUGUCCCCUCAGAGAGAAGUGGUUCGGCACCCAGUACAGCGUGGAGGAUAUUGCACCAGAGUGGAUGGAAAAGUGGACAGGGGAGCUGGAGCUGGACAGCAGCCUGCAUCUGCCCGCUGAAAAUGAGUUUAUAGCCACGGACUUUAACCUGAAGCCGUCGGACUGCCCUGACACGGAGCUCCCUGUGCGCAUCGCCGACAGUGACAAGGGCUGCCUCUGGUACAAGAAGGACAACAAGUUCAAAAUCCCCAAGGCCUACAUCAGAUUCCACCUCAUUUCUCCCGUCAUCCAGAAGUCUGCGACCAAUGUGGUGCUGUUUGAGCUGCUGGUGAACAUCCUGGGACAUAACCUGGCAGAGCCGGCGUACGAGGCGGAGGUGGCUCAGCUGGACUAUAAGCUGUUGGCCGGAGAGCACGGCCUCGUCGUCAAAGUCAAAGGCUUCAACCACAAACUGCCCCUGCUGUUCCGUCUCAUAGUGGACCACCUGGCGAGUUUCAGCGCCUCCCCCGGCGUCUUCACCAUGUUCUCGGAGCAGCUCAAGAAAACCUACUUCAACAUCCUCAUUAAACCUGAGAAACUUGGCAAGGACGUGCGUCUGCUGAUCCUGGAGCACUCCCGCUGGUCCAUGGUGGAGAAGUACCAGGCUCUGUCGGCGGGGCUCACGAUGGACGACCUGAUGGAGUUCAGUCGGUGUUUCAAGUCGGAGAUGUUCGCCGAGGGGCUGGUGCAGGGCAACUUCACCAGCGCUGAGUCGGCAGAGUUCUUGCAGUACGUCAUGGACAAGCUGCAGUUCUCCAAGCUGCCAGCGGAGGUGCCGGUCACGUUCCGAGUGGUGGAGCUGCCGCAGAAGCACCACAUAUGCAAAGUGAAGUCGCUCAACAAGGGAGACGCCAACUCAGAAGUCACAGUUUAUUAUCAGUCAGGUCCCAAGUCACUGAGAGAGCACACACUGAUGGAGCUCUUGGUGAUGCACAUGGAGGAGCCCUGCUUUGACUUUCUCAGGACCAAAGAAACCCUCGGGUACCACGUCUACCCCACAUGCAGAAACACAUCGGGAGUUCUGGGCUUUUCCGUUACCGUGGAGACGCAGGCCACCAAGUUCAACUCCGAGUUGGUGGAGUUAAAGAUUGAAGAGUUCUUGGCGUCUUUUGGGGAGAAGCUCAACGCGCUGACGGAGGAGGCUUUCAAUACGCAGGUGACGGCUCUGGUGAAGCUGAAGGAGUGCGAGGACACCCACCUGGGGGAGGAGGUGGACCGCAACUGGUCAGAAGUCCUCACGCAGCAGUACGUCUUUGACCGCCUGCUAAAAGAGAUCGCAGCCUUGAAGCAGAUGACCAAGGAGGAGCUGGUGUCGUGGUUCCAGGAGCAUCGAGGGUCCACCAGCCGCAAACUCAGCGUACACGUGGUCGGUUUCGGCGUGGAGGAGCAGGACGCGGAGGGGGGAGCCGAGAGACGAAAGGGGGAUGAAAGCGGCGACGACGAGGAGAGCGGAUCCACGUACGGAGAGGUGUCCAGGCUGUUCUACCUGCCCCCCUCGGAAAGAAUCCCCGGUGCCAAUCCCAUAAUGGACAUUCCCACUUUCACUAAGGACCUGCCUUUGUUCCCGUACCACAAAAUACUCGAGUAAAUAGUAUUUCAUUAGACUAAAUAGUACUACAACUUAUGCAAACGCUGAUGUGAAGAGGAAGGAGAAAUAAGCGAGUUUACGUACAGUGAAAUAGCAUCUUUUGUAGUUUUCCAUGAUUCAAAGUGCGUAUGACGGGUUUAAUAUUCUUCUAAUUAACACGUAGAACCUCAAAGUUAAAGGUGCGCUGUGGAAUUUUCCGGGUGGAGGGUCCGUCACCAUGGAGAUGUUGUUGUAGCGUGAUAUUAAAGAAAGCACCGAGUUUACAGGUCGGGUUUGUGAAGAGGUGGACCCACUUACAGUAGAAUACAUGUUUUUUUAAGGUGUUGUUUUGUUGUAAAAAAAUAAAAAAUAACCUAUAAUAAGAAAGUUUAAAGCAAUACUGUGGGACAUUCUGCGAAAUCUCCAUGGAUACAACCAGGUGCUGGACUCAUACCAAAAAAAUUACAUGGUGCACCUUUUAAACUAAUUCUCGUCAUAGAUAUUUAGCAUAGUUUUACAUCAAUUAAAGUUGCACUGUGUAGCUUUUUGACUUUUCAGCUUGUCUCCAUGGUGAUUUUUUAUUUUUUCGUUGCCUGGGAUGUUCCACAGUAUGGCAUUAAACAAAAAUAUUAUGCAUUUAAUAAAAUACCGGAGCUUUUUUAUUUUGCAAAAUGUUGACAAAAAUUUGCGUUAUUACAGCAAGUGGGGCUCACUUCUCCACGGAUCUGACCUGUAACUCGGUAAAGUGAUGUGGCCACUUGUCUCCAUGGAGAUAAAUUAAAUGCCGUACUGUGGAGCAUUCCAGGAAAAAAAAAUGACAUCUUGUUGGAGUCAAGCGGGGGUGGAUCCUCUACCAGAAAAGUUACACGAUGCAUCUUUAAACUAGUUCCGCUGAUAGAUAUUUAGCAUGGUUUUACAUCAGUUAAAAGUGCACUGUGUAACUUUCCUGCUGGUCUCCAUGGUGAUUUUUUUGUUUUGCGUUGCCUGGGAGGUUCCACAGUAUGGCAUUAAACAAAUAUAUUAUGCAUUUAUUAAACUUGAGGCGCUUUUUUAUUUCGCAAAACGACCAGACCAACGACCAAAAACGUGAGUUAUUACAAUAAGUGGGCCCACUUUCUCCGUGGAUCUGACCUGUAACUUGGCCAGGUGAUGUGGCCGCUUGUCUCCAUGGAGAUAGUUAAGUUAAAUGCUAUACUGUGGAGCAUUCCAGGAAAAAAAAUGACAUCUAGAUGGAGUCAAGCGGGGGCAGAGCCUCUAUCAGAAAAGUUACAUGGUGCGCCUUUUAAACUAGGUCCUUUGAUAAAUAUUUACCCUAGUUUUUACAUCAUUUAAAAGUGCACUGUGUAACUUUUCUGCUUGUCUCCAUGGUGAUUUUUUUUUUUUUUUUACGUUGCCUGGGAUGUUCCACAGUAUGGCUUUAAACAAAUAUAUUAGGCGUUUAUUAAACUAUAGUUUUAAAACUUGCGUUAUUACAGUAAGUGGGCCCGCUUCUCCACAGAUCUGACCUGUAACUUGGUAAAGUGAUGUGGCCGCUUGUCUCCAUGGAGAUAGUUAAGUUAAAUGCCAUACUGUGGAGCAUUCCAGGGAAAAAAAUAACAUCUAGAUGGAGUCAAGCGGGGGCAGACCCUCUAUCAGAAAAGUUACAUGGUGCACCUUUUAAACUAGUUCCCUUGAUAAAUAUUUACCGUAGUUUUACAUCAGUUAAAGGUGCACUGUGUAACUUUUCUGCUUGUCUCCAUGGUGAUUUUUUUAUUUAUUUAUUUUUUUGCAUUGCCAGGGAUGUUCCACAGUAUGGCAUUAAACUAAUAUAUUUGUAAAUAUAUGCGUUUAUUAAAAUAUAGGCGUUUUUAUUUCACAAAAUGACCACAAAAACGUGCAUUAUUAAUUUGUGUUAAUAUUAAGAGGGCCCACUUCUCCACAGAUCUGACCUGUAACGGCACAGUGAUGCGGCCAGUUGUCGUCAUGGAGAUUAAAUUAAAUGCUCCACAGUAUGGCUUUAAACAAAUAUAUUAUGCAUUUAUUAAAAUAUAGGCGUUUUUAUUUUACAAAAUGACCACAAAAACAUAAGUUAUUACUGUAAGUGGGGCUCAGUUCUCCACGGAUCUGACUUGUAACUUGGCCCGGUGAUGUGGCCGCUUGUCUCCAUGGAGAUAGUUAAACUAAAUGCCAUACUGUGGAGCAUUCCAGGAGAAAAUAACCUAACAUAACAUCUACAUGGAGUCAAGCAGGGGGCGGAUCUUCCACCACAAAAGUUACACAGUGCACCUUUAAAAAGCAAUUAGUGGGAAAAAGUUGAAAAUAAAAUUGGACAAAAAUGCAAGAAGUAACACUGAGUUCUGAAACGCAGAAAAUUUAAUCCAAAAUACAAGAUCAUUUAUGCACCAGGAAGACGUUUUUACAGUUUAAAGCUUCAUUUAACAAAAUAAAAACACUGUAAUUUAUUUUUAUGAGUCUAAUCAUAACUUCGGUGUCAUUUAGCCCAAGUUUUGCCUCUUGUUUACAUUACGGUUGCUAGGUAACACUUAUGAAAUCAACUCCACUGCCAGGAAGUAAAAUUAUACACUUCAUUCAAAAAAAUAAGUCAAAUUUGAAAUCCAAACAUGUUAACUACGGUAUGUUUUAGUGAAGUAAUCUCACCUGUCAUACGCACUUUAAUUUGCAGCAAAAAACAAAAACAUAAUUUAAAAUGCACUAUGUAACAUUUCGAGAGGGUGUCUGUUUCUAUGGAGACGUGAUUGCUUUGCCUGGAAUGUUCCCAGUGGGCAUUAAUGUUCUCUAUCUUCUCGCGUAGGUUGUAGUCUCCACUGGGGUUAGAUAAAGUCAAAGUGUGAAACGUUCUAGGCGAAAUUCGUAACAUUUUCACCCACCAAAAAAUUACACUUAAACUUGUACUGAAACAGAUGUAGAGGAACUUUGUAUGAUAUAAGUUAUAGCUUCGUAACAGCUUGAAUUCACAAUAUUGAUUUGAGUAGUUAAGUUAUUAGUAGGGAUGGGACAAGAUCUCCAAAACACAAAAACAAAAACGCCACAAGAUCUCAUGAGAUUUUUUUCCCCAUUUGGUUUGGACAAAAAAAAGGUUACGUGUGGGCGGGUUGCAUCUUUUGAGAAGCCGUAGUUCCAAAAAGCACGGGCUAAAAUGACAACAAAAAUAUUAAAUGAAAUACCGUAUUUUUCGGAUUAUAAGCCGCUCCGGAGGAUAGGUCGCACCAGCCAAAAAAUGCGUAAUGAAGAAGAAAAAAACAUGUAAGUCGCACUUUUUUUGAGGAAAUUUAUUUUAUAAAAUCAGCGAUGAGGAACUGACAUUUCAUCUUGAAAUCUCCAUGGAUACAACCAGGUGCAGGACUCAUACAAAAAAAUUACAUGGUGCACUUUUUAAACUAUUUCCCUUGAUAGAUAUUUAGCAUAGUUUUACAUCAGUUAAAAGUGCACUGUGUAACUUUUCUGCUGGUCUCCAUGUUGAUUUUUUUUUUUUUUUGCAUUGCCUGGGAGGUUCCACAGUAUGGCUUUAAACAAAUAUAUUAUGCAUUUAUUAAACUAGAGAGUUUUUAUUUCGCAACACGACCACAAAAACGUGCAUUAUUACAAAGUAAGUGGGGCUCAGUUCUUUGCAGAUCUGACCUGUAACUUGGCCCGGUGAUGUGGCCGUUUGUCUCCAUGGAGAUAGUUAAAUUAAAUGCCGUACUGUGGAGCAUUCCAGGAAAAAAAUGACAUCUAGAUGGAGUCAAGCGGGGGCGGAUGGUGCACCUUUUAAACCUUUUAGUUCCCGUGAUUAAUAUUUCCCAUAGUAAUUUCAUCUUGAAAGACAAGUUCUAGUAAUAACAAUAAAACAGAGAACAACAAACUGUUAACGUCACAUAUGAACAGUUCUUCAGAUAAAUAUAACAUAAACAACAGAACAGAACAAGUUUAACAAACUCUCCAUCUCACUCCAAAUCACUAAAUCCAUUCAAUUCUUCAUCCUCGGUGUCACUUCUGAGCAACUCCACGACCUCCGGAGGUAAACAGAGCACCGCUUCCUCUUCUGUGUAGCUUUCGUCAGACUCUGCAUCAGUUCCAGUUAGAAUUAUUCCGGCCUUUCUGAAGUCCAGGCUUUGUCGAUCCAUCCAGUGACUUCCAGGAAAGUUUCAUGGCGCACUCUCCCGGUGUCACAAGUUUCUUGCUCACUCCAAACUUACUUUCUGCUGCUCGAUUACCGUAUUCGACUGCUUAUGUCACUACUUGCAGCAGGAUGGAGGCUCUUUCUGCAGGAGACAUGUGCAGUAGAGUGAAGUGACAGUGGUACAGGAGGAACAGGAGCAGCAGAUACUGACACACAAGACUAGAGCGCCCUCUUGUGCCGCUGUCAGUGUGAAAAUUUUUAUAUGUAAGUUGCACUGGAGUAUAAGUCGCAGGAAACACUCAAACCAUGAAAAAAAGUGCAACUUAUAUUCCGAAAAAUACGGUAAACACAAAUUCUGAAGACAACAUUGGGAACUAAAUCAGACUAUUUACAGUUUAGAAAUGAUGUCAAAAUCUCGUCUUGUCUCGUUCUCGUGGACUCAAUCUCGUGUCUCGUCUCAUCUUGUCCACCCUUUUUACUGGGAAUUUAAAGUAAAAAUUGCAUUUCUAAAUUAAUCUAAACUGACUCAAAUCAAGAUUAAUACUUAAAAAUUCAAGUUGCAGAUGCUCCUUUAUGGCAGUGUAAUAAAGUAAAGUUUAAUGCUGAAACUGAAAUAUACAAGUUAAGGUUUUUCUUUCUACUUUCCAAGGUAUUACUGAUAUUUGUAGGUUUAAACAUUUCACAUUUCUUUCCACGAUUUUUUGGAUCAGUAAACUUGUUGAUUUAAAGGUCUUAUAUUACUCAAACCUGACUCUCGUGAGCGUUUAGUCACGUUAUAAUCCUCAAAAACAUACCAGGAGUUGUUUUGUUUCAUUUGCUGCUUUUAUUUUAGAAUAUUUAGUUUCAACUUUUGUACAGUUUAUAGAAAGUCUCUAAUAUCUGCUGGUGCGUCGAGGAGUGAAGCAGUUUCGAUGAGACUAAAACAAAUUGUGUAAAUCCAAGAUGGAACAGAGCGUUUUCAGUUUGAGUAAAGCAACUCCGGGUUUGUUUUUGACGAGAAAACAACAUUAAAAUCAUAAUAACGGAUCAGAAAUAUUUCAUUCUACAUUUAUGUAAGUGUUUGCCAAAAUCGUCGGAAUGAAACUCGCUUCUCGCAACCACCCACACGUAACAAAAAAAUCAAAAUAUUGUAUUAUUAGUCAUGGAAAACUUCACAUUUUUUUGUAUUUACACAUAAUUAUUUCUUCUAUCUGCAAGCUGUUCCGGCGAAAUGUGAUUAUAACUUUUACAUUACUUCUUACUCUUAGCUCAUUUUUAAACAUUGAAGGGGCACUUUAAAGAGCAGUGUGUCACUUUUCUGGUGGAAGUCGCGUCGUCUGCUUGUUUCUAUGGAUACGUCGUGCAUCGCUCUGCCUGGAAUGUUCCGCAGUGUGACAUUAAACGGCUCUACUUCGCGUUUAUUCAAUUACGGGUGGUUUUAAAGCUCAAAAAUACAGAGAAAAACUACAUUCUGACUGGGAGCGGGCGUCGCCUCUCCGCAGAUCUGACUCGGAACGUGGUCUGGUUUGGUUUCCGUGAAGAUAGAAGGGUUUAAAGCCACACUGCGAAACAUUCCAGACAAAGCAAUAACAUAAUAUCCAUGGAGAAAAGCGACGACGGACGACGGACGACGGAUCCGCCACCGGAAAAAGUGACACAAUGCGCCUUUAACACGGCCUUGUAAGCAAUGACUUGUAAAAAUAGCUUAAGUUGUGUACAUUUGAGUGCGUUUGAGAGUUUUGCUGUGUUUUAUUUGGACCUAGAAGCUUUGUACCAGGAAAUAAAUAGAUUUGAGGUGAAUGAA